GGGAGGUUGCGCAGGCGCAGUGGCCCUUGUCCCAGAGCCGGGCCCUAUUUGGCGACCGCGCCUUCCUGUCGUUGCCGUCGGUCGCUUCUCGAGGAGCGGAGCCGCGUUGACUGACCAGAGUCCGCGAGCCCCGCUUCCCUCAGGCCCCGGAGACUUUUAAGAUCACUCUGCCAGAAUGUCCCUACAUCAGUUCUUACUUGAGCCAAUCACCUGCCAUGCCUGGAACCGAGAUCGAACACAGAUUGCCAUUAGCCCGAAUAACCACGAAGUUCACAUUUAUAAGAAGAAUGGGAACCAGUGGGUGAAAGCCCAUGAACUGAAGGAACACAACGGGCACAUCACUGGCAUCGACUGGGCCCCCAAAAGCGACCGCAUUGUGACUUGCGGGGCCGACCGUAACGCUUACGUCUGGAGCCAGAAGGAUGGUGUUUGGAAGCCGACUUUGGUCAUCCUCCGCAUCAACCGAGCGGCCACCUUUGUGAAAUGGUCCCCUCUGGAGAACAAAUUUGCGGUCGGAAGUGGCGCUCGGCUCAUCUCCGUCUGCUAUUUCGAAUCCGAAAACGACUGGUGGGUGAGCAAACACAUCAAGAAGCCCAUUCGUUCCACCGUCCUUAGUCUAGAUUGGCACCCGAACAACGUCUUGCUGGCAGCCGGAUCCUGUGAUUUUAAAUGCAGGGUGUUUUCAGCCUACAUUAAGGAGGUGGACGAGAAGCCUGCCAGCACGCCUUGGGGCUCCAAAAUGCCCUUUGGGCAGCUGAUGGCCGAAUUCGGAGGCACCGGCAGCGGCGGUUGGGUGCACAGUGUCAGUUUCUCUGCCAGCGGGAACCGUCUCGCCUGGGUCAGCCACGACAGCACCGUAUCCGUUGCAGACGCCUCGAAAAACAUGAUGCUCUCUCAACUCAAAACCGAGUUUCUGCCCUUGCUGAGCGUCUCCUUCGUGUCGGAGGACAGCGUGGUGGCUGCUGGCCACGAUUGCUGCCCGAUGCUUUUCAACUGUGACGACCGCGGAGCCCUCAACUUUGUCUCGAAGCUGGACAUUCCUAAGCAGAGCAUUCAGCGCAACGUUUCGGCCAUGGAGCGUUUCCGCAACAUGGACAAGAGAGCCACUACGGAAGACCGCCACGCUACACUGGAGACGCUGCAUCAGAACAGCAUUACUCAAGUGUCUAUUUAUGAAGUGGACAAGCAAGAUUGUCGCAAGUUUUGCACCACUGGUAUUGACGGAGCAAUGACCAUCUGGGACUUUAAGACAUUAGAGUCCUCCAUUCAGGGCCUACGGAUAAUGUAGAAUGGAUUCUUGGUUCUCUAGCAAGACAGCCUGCUCUGAAGCCUGCACAGACUUGAAAAGACAGGGUGAAGAUGGAUCACUACUACUUUUUUUUUUUUUUAAAGCACUGAAGAAUGACGACUUGGUGAAAUAUCCCCCCCCCCCCCCAA
Molecule: messenger RNA, 1437 nt
Organism: Pseudonaja textilis
Lineage: Eukaryota; Metazoa; Chordata; Lepidosauria; Squamata; Elapidae
Gene: ARPC1A
Product: actin related protein 2/3 complex subunit 1A
Biological process (GO): Arp2/3 complex-mediated actin nucleation
Cellular component (GO): Arp2/3 protein complex; actin cytoskeleton
Molecular function (GO): actin filament binding
Source: RefSeq, a predicted model, not a curated record